AUGUCUGAGAACAAGGUCGAGCAGCUCCGAGAUGAGGGUUCUCGCAUCCAAGUUGUCGCCGCUGGCGCCAUAGCCGGCCUCGUCUCAAGGUUCUGCAUCGCUCCUCUGGACGUCGUCAAGAUCCGUCUACAACUGCAGAGUCAUUCUCUCUCUGAUCCGCUAUCAUACGCUCAGAACGUGCACAAGGGUCCCGUGUACAAGGGCACCCUCUUCACCCUCAAGACCAUUCUUCGUGAAGAAGGCUUGACCGGUCUAUGGAAGGGCAACGUGCCCGCUGAGGGCAUGUACCUGGCAUAUGGAGGCAUUCAGUUUCUGGCAUAUCGCUCUGCCACACAGGCCAUCGAUGAGCUUACGCCCAAUUACAAGCUUCCAGGCACUGCUGUCAGCUUCAUCGCUGGAGCUGUUGCCGGCACAGCUGCCACCACUGCCACAUACCCUCUCGAUCUUCUUCGCACCCGCUUCGCUGCUCAGGGAAACGACCGCGUUUACAACUCUCUCCUGUCAUCCAUUCGCGAUAUUUCAAGGAAUGAAGGUCCAAAAGGCUUCUUUCGUGGUCUGGGUGCAGGAAUUGGCCAGAUUGUGCCAUACAUGGGUCUCUUCUUCGCUUUCUACGAGUCCAUGAAACCUGCGUUUGCUGGUGUAUCCAUGCCUCUGAAUUCGCUUGGUUCUGGCGACGCCAUAGCUGGUGUGCUGGCCAGCAUGAUGUCCAAGACGGCUGUCUUCCCACUCGACACGGUCAGAAAGAGGUUGCAAGUUCAGGGCCCCACAAGAGCAAAAUAUGUGCACAAGAAUAUACCCGUCUAUGACACUGGUGUUUUUCGCACCCUGACCUCAAUUGCAGCCAAAGAAGGCGUACGCUCUCUCUACAGAGGCUUGACUGUGGGCUUGUUCAAAGCUGCUCCCGCCAGUGCCAUCACUAUGUGGACGUAUGAAAGAGCUAUUCACAGCUUACAGUCAUUCGAGGUCUUGGAAGGAAAGCAUUGA
Aureobasidium uvarum is the source of this 984-nucleotide messenger RNA. NCBI's taxonomy places the organism in Eukaryota, Fungi, Ascomycota, Dothideomycetes, Dothideales, Saccotheciaceae. The record is from the annotation of a GenBank genome assembly.